Molecule: messenger RNA, 879 nt
Organism: Echinococcus granulosus
Lineage: Eukaryota; Metazoa; Platyhelminthes; Cestoda; Cyclophyllidea; Taeniidae
Product: Mitochondrial carrier protein
Exons: 10
Coding region: 1-879 (292 amino acids)
Source: RefSeq, a predicted model, not a curated record
AUGUCAGGCGUUGCUCUUUCUGAUGGGUCAGUUACAAAGUUCUGCUACGACUUUGUUAUUCCCACUGCUCUUUCAACUGUUUGUCAUCCGUUUGUAUGUGCUCGAACUCUUAUGAUGCUGGGUCACGAGUUUGAGCCGCCUACUCUCGGAAGGAACCUUAUUGGGCUGCAGCGGUACAUGUAUCCAAAUGUUUUCAAUUACAUUGGCCAUUUACGGGAAGAUGUCGGUCUCUUCCCUAUAUUCACUGUGGGUCUGCCGGCCUCUAUUAUUGGUUCGGCCAUUAAGUCGUCCGUGUGUGAAUGCUAUUUACGUGAGCAUGUUACAGGCUACAUGUACAAAAAGUCGGUAAUCGAGACUGAACAAGGCUGGGAUGUUUUUGUUCAGGAGACUUGCAAAUUGACUGCCGGGCGCUGUCUCGGCCUCUUGGUCAGCUACCCUUUUCAAGUGAUCAUGAUUCGGCAGAUCGCCCAGUUGGUCGGCAAGGAAACCAUGUACAGCAACAUUUUAAAGGCCUUCGUGGAGAUUAACGUAAAUGAGGGUUUGCCGGGUCUUUUUGGCGGUCUGAUCCCACGACUCCUGGGAGAGGUAAUCGCAGUCUGGUUGACAGCCAGCAUGGCCUAUGUAGUGAACAAGUACCUUCUACCCGAGGAUACGGACCAAGUUGUUAAGGAACACACGCCUUACAUUGCUGGCCUUCUGCUGUCUUCGUGCACUCAUCGUCUCACGGUUACCUCCACCGUGAUGGCCGUCAGUGGUUCCGGCUUAUCGGUUGACGUGCCGUUCAAGAACAGUUUGGACUGCUACAACUACCUUUCAACAAGGAAUUCCUUCAUGCGUGGAGCCUCACUCUUCUUCCGUUAUGCAUCGAGUCCUCUGUGA